AUUUGCGUUUUUUUUUUUCUUCCCUUCUUUCUUGCUUUUAAGGUUCACUCAUUUGUAUUGGAGUUGUUGAUUUUACAAUAAGUGGUGAUACGUUCUUUUAGAAACAGAGGAAAUUCAAUUAAGGGUGCGAGUAAAAUUGGAUUAUUUUUCAUGUCCAAAGCUUUAAACGUUGGCAGCUUUUAAAUUUUCUUGAUUUCUUGAGAACUGGGUGUUUGAAUUUCUUUUUUUUGGCCUUUUACCAUAUUGGUAUCUAGUGGUGGCGGUGCCUGAAUGAAAGCUUCAGUUUGGAAAAGUGAAUUGAUAUUGCGUAAUUAAAAUUGCAGGAUGGGAAGGGUGAAGCUCAAGAUAAAGAGGUUAGAGAGCACUGGCAACCGACAGGUGACUUAUUCGAAAAGGAGACAUGGGAUUUUGAAGAAAGCUAGGGAAUUAGCGAUACUAUGCGACAUAGAUCUUGUUCUUCUCAUGUUUUCUCCAACUGGGAAGCCAACGUUAUAUCAAGGAGAGCACAGAAAUUUUGAAGAGGUUAUUGCAAAGUUUGCACAAUUAACACCACAGGAAAGGGCAAAAAGGAAAUUGGAGAGCCUUGAAGCACUGAAGAAAACCUUCAAGAAGUUGGACCAUGAUGUAAAUAUAGAAGAUUUUAUGGGUUCAAGCACUCAAAAAGUCGAGGAAUUGAGUAGUCAAUUAAGGUUACUGCAAACUCAACUUACAGGAGUACAGAAGAGACUGAGCUAUUGGAAUGAUCCGGAUAAAGUCAGCAAUGUAGAACAACUUAGGCAGAUGGAAGACUUGCUAAGAGAAUCAGUUAACCGAAUACAUCUACACAAGGAAAAUUUUGGAAAACACCAAAGAACAUCACUAGAAUGCACUACCCAGUUUCAGAAUGGGAUUCCUUUGCCUAUGAUAAUGAGCGGUGUCCAAGAAGCCCAAUCCCUAUCAUGGCUUCCAAACAAUGGCAAUCAACAUAUGAUAGUACCCAAUGAGCCAAACUUCUUGCCACAUCGAGAAGUGGGGUGCUACUCAGAUGUCUUACUUCCAGGUUAUUCUGGUUAUUUUGACACUGGCAAACAUACGGAGGUUGGCAAUAUGGUGCAAGUUGCUAAUAUGGGUUCAGGAGGUGGCACCUUGGAUGAGUUAACUAGAACUGCAUGUUUAAGUGUACAACUUGGUGAGCAAUAUGUAUACCCUCUGUAUGGCAGUUCAAAUUUGCCAGACGAUAAGAAAUUGAAGCCUGAGAUGGAGAUGCACUUGCAAGCAAAUCCUGUGGAUUAUCAAGUUAAUAGCAACUUUGAACUGUCUAGAUCACUGUAUGAAAAUGGGCAUCAUAAUUGGUUUUCUCCAUCUGGGCCUUGUGGCAUUGCCAUGUACAAUCAGAAUGCCUACCAGUGUACUAAUCAAAUUGACUCUCACGGGUCACAUUAAUCUUCAUCGCAAUGACAAGAAUGGUAGCCUAAAGAAACGCUGCGGUGCCUCGCAUUGGAACAUUAGACUGUCCAUUUGUUUAAACAGAGUUACACCCAAAUUCUAGAUUUGAUUUAGAGAUGAAAUAAGAGCAAUGUAAAAGCUGUACAGGUGCGGAUUUUAUCAUUUUUUUGGCUGCCCAAUAUCAUAGCUGUGUAUAUUUUGUACCUCAUAAGACAGGGUCUCUGGUUCCUAAGUAAAUAAAAUCUCUGUUUUCUUAACAAAUGUGUAACAGGGAUGGUUUCUGAUAUUAGUUUUCAAUCAUUCAAGCCGUAAACUAAACUGUUGUAGAUAAUGCAAGCAAUUACACAUGGAAUUUGAACAUCAAAGAGUAGUAGGUGACCUCAAUUUCUUACUUAAGAUAUUAAAAUCUUAGUGCUUUUAAUACCAUUUUAGUUCCCCUGUACAUGGAUACCUUUUAACAUUGAUGCCAGCCUCACUCAAAACCCACGCCCCCAUGGUUACAGAAUAAACGAAACAUGUUCUCAAAUCAUCUCCAAUGGACUUAGUAGCCC
Messenger RNA from Alnus glutinosa, 1976 nucleotides. Its product is annotated as agamous-like MADS-box protein AGL65. Lineage: Eukaryota; Viridiplantae; Streptophyta; Magnoliopsida; Fagales; Betulaceae. Gene Ontology annotation, molecular function: DNA-binding transcription factor activity, RNA polymerase II-specific; protein dimerization activity; RNA polymerase II cis-regulatory region sequence-specific DNA binding. Bases 325 to 1422 code for a protein of 365 amino acids. The record is from RefSeq and is a predicted model, not a curated record. The transcript has 12 exons. Gene Ontology annotation, biological process: regulation of transcription by RNA polymerase II.